GUAUUCAAAUGGAGGACCAUUAUACUACAGAGGAUCGGUCUUUUUGGCAUGCAUAUGAUCCGCUAACAGCGCUAAACAGGCUCUGUAAGAUGAAGUUGGUUGGAGACGAUAGGGUGUCAUUCAUGAAGUGGACUGGAAAACUGGGGCCAUCGGUUGUGGCAGUUGGAUGUGAAUGCGAGGACGAUCUUAGGAUGCUCGAAUACUGCCCUAAUUUAGACUUUUUAACGAUAACAGCAGCACACAUAACAGAAGAGAUAAUACUAAAAAAUCAAUGCGAAAGUUUUAACUGGUUGCAAAGGCUUCGGUUUCAAUACUUUCAAUAUGGCCAUUCUGUAACCGAUCGUUGUAUCAGCCCAUACACGACUAACUUAAAAGAAUUAGAAAUCCACAGGAUUAAAAAAUUCACUGGUCAAUGCCUCAUGACUACACCUUCCAGCCUAGAGUCUCUGGUUAUUAGUUUUUGUCCUGAUUUUGAGCUGCGGCACUUACUAGCAGCUGAGAACUUAAGUCUGCUGAGAAAACUAGAGAUCAGCGGUGCCAAGAGAGAAAUGUACAGUGAAAUACACUUAGUUCUCGAUAAAAUGCCCAAAUUAGAAUAUGUAACGAUGAAUUAUUCAGUUCUGAGAAGUGAGGUGUUCUUCGAGUCCGUCUGUCGGUUGAAGAACUUGUAUCAUUUGCACGUCAACUUUAAAGCGAAUGACGGGGAUUUGGAGGCUGUGACGCGUUGCUGCCCGCAGCUGCGGUCUUUGGCGAUGAUGAGGUGCAUGGAUGUGACGGGGCGCGGCGUUAGAGCUGUGUGUGAGCACGCAGGAGCACGUCUCUCGGGGCUCGGUUUAGCCAGCAGUCAGGUCACGGACGACGAUGUGGUGGCCUGUGUACGCGCCUGCCCCAAGCUUAAGCGAUUGGACGUGAAGUACUGCUAUAAGCUUACUGCGGAGCUGUUGCCGCGCGUGGCAACCGCCCGCCGGGAGAUGUACGCGGGGCGGCCGUUGCGUAUGCGUGUCAUAGGCACUAACGUGUACUCAUGGCCCAAUGAGGUACCGUAUGAAGAGCUUCGAAUUACACACGGUGGCUUAAUUCGUUAGGCAAUCCGUUCCAGAAUUCCACACCUGAAGAAACCUGUUGGGUAUUUUCUGACAAUUCAAAAUCCC
Cydia splendana is the source of this 1151-nucleotide messenger RNA. RefSeq lists its product as uncharacterized. NCBI's taxonomy places the organism in Eukaryota, Metazoa, Arthropoda, Insecta, Lepidoptera, Tortricidae. The record is from RefSeq and is a predicted model, not a curated record. The transcript is spliced from 6 exons. Gene Ontology annotation, cellular component: cytoplasm. The coding region runs from base 9 to 1085 and encodes 358 amino acids.